Messenger RNA from Tyto alba (common barn owl), 4762 nucleotides. It is a transcript of the gene KDM1A, whose product is annotated as lysine demethylase 1A. The record is from RefSeq and is a predicted model, not a curated record. NCBI's taxonomy places the organism in Eukaryota, Metazoa, Chordata, Aves, Strigiformes, Tytonidae. Bases 13 to 2565 code for a protein of 850 amino acids. Gene Ontology annotation, molecular function: flavin adenine dinucleotide binding; oxidoreductase activity; protein binding. The transcript has 20 exons. Gene Ontology annotation, biological process: regulation of DNA-templated transcription. Gene Ontology annotation, cellular component: nucleus.
GCGGCCGGGGCGAUGCUGUCGGGGGGGAAGAAGGCCGCGGAGGCGGCGGCGGGCGGCGAGGGCGGACCUGAGGCGCCAGUGCCUCCGCCCGCCGCCGCGGGGGCCCUGGGCCCCUCUGCCGAGGGCGGCGGGGCCGCGGAACGCACUCCCCGCAAGAAGGAGCCUCCGCGGGCCUCGCCCCCGGGCGGCCUGUCCGAGCCGCCGGCCGCCGGUGCCGCCCCUGCACCCGGCGCCGAAACCACUGGCAUCGCCGAGACCCCCGAGGGUCGCAGGACUAGCCGCCGCAAGCGGGCCAAAGUGGAGUAUAGAGAGAUGGAUGAGAGUCUUGCAAACCUGUCAGAAGAUGAAUAUUACUCUGAAGAAGAGAGAAAUGCUAAAGCUGAGAAAGAGAAAAAACUACCACCACCACCUCCACCAGCUCCUGCAGAAGAAGAGAAUGAAAGUGAGCCGGAGGAGCCAUCUGGGCAAGCAGGAGGACUUCAAGACGACAAUUCUGGAGGGUAUGGAGACGGCCAAGCAUCAGGUGUGGAGGGUGCAGCUUUCCAGAGUAGACUUCCACAUGACCGUAUGACAUCUCAAGAAGCUGCCUGCUUCCCUGAUAUAAUCAGUGGGCCACAGCAGACUCAGAAGGUGUUUCUGUACAUCAGGAACCGCACCCUACAACUCUGGUUGGAUAACCCAAAGAUUCAGUUAACAUUUGAGGCAACUAUCCAACAACUAGAAGCACCUUAUAAUAGUGAUACAGUGCUCGUUCACAGAGUACACAGCUAUCUGGAGCGGCAUGGUCUAAUCAACUUUGGUAUCUACAAAAGAGUGAAGCCUCUUCCAACCAAGAAGACUGGAAAGGUGAUCAUUAUUGGUUCUGGAGUCUCUGGGUUGGCAGCAGCUCGCCAGUUGCAGAGUUUUGGAAUGGAUGUCACAGUUCUAGAAGCCAGGGACCGAGUUGGAGGAAGAGUUGCUACCUUUCGCAAAGGGAACUAUGUUGCUGAUCUAGGAGCAAUGGUGGUAACAGGACUUGGAGGAAAUCCCAUGGCUGUGGUCAGCAAACAAGUGAAUAUGGAAUUAGCUAAGAUCAAACAAAAAUGCCCGCUUUAUGAAGCAAAUGGACAAGCUGUUCCAAAAGAGAAAGAUGAAAUGGUGGAGCAAGAAUUUAAUCGUCUGCUGGAAGCCACAUCCUAUCUCAGUCAUCAGCUGGAUUUUAAUGUUCUCAAUAAUAAGCCUGUAUCCCUAGGUCAGGCCCUGGAGGUUGUCAUACAAUUGCAAGAGAAACAUGUGAAAGAUGAACAGAUUGAACAUUGGAAAAAAAUUGUGAAAACACAGGAGGAAUUGAAAGAUCUUCUUAACAAGAUGGUGAAUUUAAAAGAAAAGAUUAAAGAACUUCAUCAACAGUAUAAGGAAGCAUCAGAAGUGAAGCCACCUCGGGAUAUUACAGCAGAGUUCCUUGUGAAAAGCAAACACAGAGAUCUGACUGCACUUUGCAAGGAAUAUGAUGAAUUGGCAGAGACACAAGGAAAGCUGGAAGAGAAGUUACAAGAACUUGAAGCCAAUCCACCAAGUGAUGUUUAUCUGUCAUCAAGAGACAGGCAAAUACUUGACUGGCAUUUUGCAAACCUAGAAUUUGCUAAUGCUACACCCCUGUCUACGCUUUCACUGAAGCACUGGGACCAGGAUGAUGACUUUGAAUUCACAGGCAGUCACUUGACUGUGAGGAAUGGGUAUUCCUGUGUGCCUGUAGCCUUGGCAGAAGGGUUGGAUAUUAAAUUAAACACAGCAGUUCGACAGGUUCGCUAUACAGCAUCAGGCUGUGAAGUGAUAGCUGUAAAUACCCGAUCUACUAGCCAGACUUUCAUUUACAAAUGUGAUGCUGUGCUGUGUACUCUUCCCUUGGGAGUAUUGAAACAGCAGCCUCCAGCAGUACAGUUUGUGCCACCUCUUCCCGAGUGGAAAACUUCUGCAGUGCAGCGUAUGGGAUUUGGCAACCUUAACAAGGUUGUGUUGUGUUUUGAUCGUGUCUUCUGGGAUCCGAGUGUCAAUUUGUUUGGUCAUGUUGGUAGCACUACUGCAAGCAGAGGAGAACUUUUCCUGUUUUGGAACCUGUACAAAGCACCAAUUUUGUUGGCUUUGGUAGCAGGAGAAGCAGCAGGGAUCAUGGAAAAUAUCAGUGAUGAUGUCAUUGUUGGAAGGUGCCUUGCUAUCCUCAAAGGCAUAUUUGGUAGCAGCGCUGUGCCCCAGCCUAAAGAGACGGUGGUGUCCCGCUGGCGUGCUGAUCCAUGGGCCCGAGGAUCGUACUCCUAUGUAGCAGCUGGAUCUUCUGGAAAUGACUAUGAUUUGAUGGCUCAGCCAAUUACUCCAGGGCCAGCCAUUCCAGGUGCUCCUCAGCCUAUUCCUCGCCUGUUUUUUGCGGGAGAACAUACAAUUCGCAACUACCCUGCAACUGUUCAUGGUGCUUUACUGAGCGGACUGAGAGAAGCCGGUCGCAUCGCAGACCAGUUUCUUGGGGCCAUGUAUACUUUGCCUCGUCAGCCUACGGCUGGGGUCCCCCCACAACAAGCUACCAGCAUGUAAGAAAAGUAGAAGGUAUCAGAAGAGGAGUGACAAGACCACAGUGCUGCUGUUGUGGACUCUUUGGGAUGAAGAUAUUCACGUAGGCUGGAACAGUAUCUGCUGAGAGGACUCAGCCAUGAGUUACUGCGUAAUACUUCCACUAGAAUGGCCUUACAAAAACUUACCUAACCUUUGGCUUGGCGCAUCCUUUUACAGAAUCUCUUACAGCUAUUUGAAGUGUCAGUGUACACAGAAUCCUUUACUGCCAAGCUAGUCAGGGACUUUUUUGACUCUGCAGUUACAUUUUGAAAGUCAGACUUAAAGCUGGAAGGGGUUUUUUGAGAUUUUGGGUUGGGAUUUUUCCCUACCUAUAUGUCUAUUUACAACUCGGUAAUUGCACAAGGCCCUCUAGAAGCUGGUUGCUACGAAUAGUAGCUUAGUGUAGAAUUUAUAUAAACUUCUUUGGGGUUUUAAAUUUUUAUUGUUUUAUUUUGAAGAAUAAUAUUUUUUGACCAAUUCUAUCUGGCAUUUGAGAAUUUGGUACAACUGUUUCCCCACCAGUAACAGCAAAUCACACCCCUCCAAAAUGGUCCUUUGGCUGCUACACCGUAUGCAUCCUGUUUUAGAAAGAAAGCUGAUAUUGCUAAGAGUGUGCUAAGAAUACUGUUUUAUUAAAUACUUUCAACAGAAGAAAUCAUCAGAAUUGUAUAUUUAUAAGUUAAAAGCUAGAAAUAUUGUUCGUAUUUGUUCUUCUGUAGAAACAGAGUUGUCUAGACAGUAAGUUAGGCAGGAGGCCUGAUCUCUUGACUUCUGCAUGCUGCAGUUAGACAUUCUGUGUACCUGUUGAUUUCAUUUCUGCUAGGUUGAUGAGAUGAUGGUGCAGCUGCCACUGUUAUGCUUCUGAAAAUCACUUUGGUUUGGCUGCUUUUCCAAAUAUUUUCCUUAUUAAUUCAGCACAUAGAGCCUGCCUUUCAUUGCAUAGAGCAGUCUUAUUUAAACAUUUAGGUCCUUUUUCCUCCUUCUCCUUUCCUCAUUUAGCAUUACACUUUUCUUAUUUCUUCCAACUUUUCUCAUCUUCCUAUUUCUACUUUUCAGUUUUUCUGUUCUCACUCUUUCUGACCCCAUAUCUGUAAAUGUGCUGUCUGUCCCAACUUUCUUCUGUCCUUUCACCAUCUGUUCUGCUGGAGGAUCAGUACCUCCUCUUGUUUCAUGCUCAUCCCUCUACAAUUACAUUGCCCACACUUCUUCCUGAAGAAAAUACAUACACAAACAUAACAGCAGCCCUUAGUUGUUUAUAGCUGUAUUGUGUUUGGCCAUGGACUCUCAAUCUUCUAGCAUCAUUGCUUCUACUGUUUAUUUGUGUCUCCUUAGUAGCUGGAGAUCACUGUUCCAUCUGACCAUGUCUAUUGCCUUCUGGUUCCUCUCUCAUUAGAUGUUGGAGUCAGCGAGGGCCUUCUCUCCAUUGGUAGUCCUGACAAGCUGUGAGAAAGGGGAGGACUCUGAUGUGGCAGGGGUAAUACUCUGUGAUAGGGCACAGACUUUUAAGUGUCAAGGAUUAAGCCCGUUUGAAGUGGCUGGAGUUGGUGCCAUGGGGGACCCUCUAUCCUGAACUUCUGUCUAAAUUAGUGCUACCUGCCCUAUAUCUCUAACUUUGCAAAUGUUGUUGUCACUUGAGCCCUUUAUUGAAAGGGGUACUCCUCAGCAACACUGCUCAUCCUUGCUGUUCCUUCUGGGGAACAAGACAGACUUUGUGAUGGUUGGUCAGAAAACUGUCAGUGAAGUGGGGCAGGAAUUAGAAUUCCAGCAGGGCAUGGAGGAGGGGUGUCUAGGGAGUGACGGCAAGUAAAUUGAAAGUAACCUGAGACUCAAGACUCCAUGCCCUUAUGUUCAGGUAAAAGCCUCUCAGCACUACUACCCAGUGAAAUCUUAUUCCAGGAUGAGGGAUGUGACAGGCCUUUAAAAUUCAGCAACAACUGAUCUAGUCUGUUGACUAGUCUGGCUGAAGAUGGGAAAAGGAUCUGAGAGUUAGGGUGCUAUGUUCUAUAACCAGGCUUCCAGCCUCUAUGGGUCUCCAUAUUUGUGGGGUGGUUUACUACUGGGCUUAGUGAUGGUGCUGUCUUUUGCCAUAAGGACUGUCAUCCCAUUUGCUUUAGCAAAGUGUCAAAAACUCAGAAGAGCACUUCUGGCCCAUUGGAAAAUAAAAUAAUCCUCAACCUAA